GCUGGCUUUGAGCUUUCAAUCCUCCUGCCUCAGCUUCCUGAGCUGCUGGGAUUACAGGUAUAUGCCACUGUGUGUUAGUUGGCAGUGAUAACCAUCUAGCUAGUGUUGAGGCAGGGCAGUGUUGUGCUGGUUCGAUAGAUGGGCACUGGGGCAUUUGAAGGCAGAUGGUAAAGUUACACUAGUAAGUGUAGUCCAGGGCCUUUCCCUUUUUCUGUCUGGGGAAUGUGUGGGAGGUCUUUUGCUGUUUCCUGCUGUUCCCCUGAGAGCAGCAGAGCCAUGAAGGGGUGUUUCUUAGGGCAGGGACAGUGUGUUCCUGUGAGCCCUUCAGCCUUGCCCAAUGCCUGGCCUGGGAAUGCAGUAAGGGGGGAGGUAGCUGAAGCUUCCCAAGCGCACCUGUGUCCAGGGAAACAGAUACAGAAAGCCUUUUAGCUGCUGGUCAAGUGGCCACCAGCCUCUGCUCAGGGCUCAGUCACCUGUUUUUUUCAUUCAGUCUAUAAUUAGAUGAUUUCACAGCUUUUUUUCUUUAUCUAGAAGGGUCUUUGGGCCCAGGUCUUGAACCAGUUCCCAGACUAGGCCCAGACUGACAAGCUAGUGUCUGAUGAACAGAAGUUCUCCCUGUGGGUCAGUAGGUACAGAGGUGAUCUUCCUGUCCCCCUCACAGGUCUUACCCUCAUGAGCCACCCAACUUUGGCAGUCUUGUCAGUGACCACACAUUUUUAAUUGCAGGAGUUGUUCUAACAAUCUGUUAAAACAUGGUGGAUUACUAUGAAGUUCUAGGCGUGCAGAGACAUGCCUCACCCGAGGAUAUCAAAAAGGCAUGACUUGUGUAGAAAAAGCAGGAACAGAUGAGAAAAUGCUUAUGAAGGUCUUUCGCUGUUUGGGAAGUUGGUUUAACUUGGGAGUUUUGGACAGUAACUUCAUGGCUAACAAUAAGUUACUAGCCCUUCUUUUUGAGGUUUUGCAACAGGAUAAGACCUCAUCUAACCUACAUGAAGCUGCUUCAGACUGUGUGUGCUCAGCUCUUUAUGCCAUUGAGAAUGUGGAAACUACCUUGCCAUUAGCAAUGUCAGGGAGUCCUGACAUUGGAGACUGCCUAUCAUAUGGCUGUGGCACGUGAAGAUUUAGACAAAGUUCUGAAUUACUGCCGUAUUUUCACUGAACUAUGUGAAACUUUUCUUGAAAAAAUUGUUUGUACUCCAGGCCAAGGUCUUGGGGACCUGCGAACUCUGGAAUUGCUUCUUAUUUGUGCAGGGCAUCCUCAGUAUGAGGUAGUAGAAAUUUCCUUUAACUUUUGGUACCGACUAGGGGAGCAUUUGUACAAAACUAACGAUGAAGUUAUUCAUGGCAUCUUCAAAGCUUACAUUCAGAGGCUGCUUCAUGCCUUGGCUCGACACUGCCAGCUAGAACCGGACCAUGAGGGGGUUCCUGAGGAAACUGAUGACUUUGGCGAGUUUCGGAUGCGGGUAUCAGACCUGGUGAAAGAUUUGAUUUUCUUGAUUGGGUCUAUGGAGUGUUUUGCUCAGUUAUAUUCUACUCUGAAAGAAGGCAACCCACCCUGGGAGGUGACAGAAGCGGUUCUCUUUAUCAUGGCUGCUAUAGCAAAGAGUGUUGAUCCGUGAGUGUCUAAUAAGUCUUUUGCUGGGAAUUGUGAAUAUCAAGAGGAAGGAAAAUUACACAUUUUUUCUCCUAUUUGGUAUAUGUUUGGAAACUCUUAGAACUUUUUACCUUCUAUAGUGUUUUCUAGUGUUCUGACUAGUCCAGGAUGGCCUGCGUUUCUGUUGCCAUGUUUUAACCACACUUUCUAGAGGUAAAAUUAUUUUACUUUUGAUGCUAGGAAUAGAAUGCUGAUUUAUUUUUUCCAACCG
Molecule: messenger RNA, 1865 nt
Organism: Marmota monax (woodchuck)
Lineage: Eukaryota; Metazoa; Chordata; Mammalia; Rodentia; Sciuridae
Product: transportin-3
Exons: 7
Coding region: 1101-1619 (172 amino acids)
Biological process (GO): protein import into nucleus
Cellular component (GO): cytoplasm; nuclear membrane
Source: RefSeq, a predicted model, not a curated record